CUCCUCGGCGUUCCCCACGGGUCCCGCCAUCACCCGCCUCCUCCGCCUCCCUAAGACCCACCAGCCUCACCUUCGACCACUGGCCAGCCGUCUGCGCCUGCGUACUCCCGCGCGGGCUGUACCUCCCAAGUGUCUCCGCGGCUCGGUGUUUCAGGCCGUGGGCUCCGCGCGCGCGCGCACGCGCGCCUUCUCGACAUACGGGCUUUUCCGCCCUUGAACUACAUUUCCCACAGCCCCUGUGCAGCUUUUGGAAAAGAACUUUGAUUCCUGGGUUCUCUCUGGUUAUCGCCCGAAACCCUGAAAGUCGUCGCGUUCCGAGUGGCAACCGUCGCGCACGGACACACUCAGUCGGUGUAGCAUAUACAUCCUCUCCCUCUCGAUCAAACUCACCCUCGGCCACUCGCACCUUCGGACACAUCUCCCACAGCCACCUUACAGACGAAGGCCGGAUCCCUCCGCAUCGGACAACAAUUCCCUCAAACCACAGCACGUGCGCGUCCACCUUGAGAGGCAGGGGCAGCCACGGUGCCAGGCUUGGGGAAAUCCGCCCUCAGAGGAAUCCGAGGACCCGGAUUCAGACCCAAUAUUCGGGUCUGAGCCUUCGAAAGAGGGAGGUGGUAGCGUCACUCCAGGCCCGAUGAAACUGCGCAGGUGCAUCCCGAAACCCGGCAGGAGAUUUACCACUUUCAACUCCCCGGCGCUUUCCUUUUGGACUACGUUUCCCAGAGGACACAGCGGUUCAAAGCUAUUUCCGGUAGGAACGUUGGCUGACUGGUCGGCCGCAGAGGCAGGUGAGGGCUUUUUACUCGACCAGCGGAGUGUGCAAGGCUAGGCGUGCGGCCUCACCUGGAAUGCAAAUCAGAAUUUGGACCAGAGCCCUUCCUGAGGAUGCUGAAGCAAUAUUUUCUUUGGACUGUGAGUUUCUUCUAAAGUGGAACUAAGAAGAGGACUAAUACAUUGAAUUCUAAAAAAAAAAACCAUGGCCCAUGGGAUGGUGAUGUUCAAAGAUGUGGCUAUAGAUGUCUCUCAGGAGGAAUGGGAAUGCCUGAACCCUACACAGAGGAAUUUGUACAAAGAUGUGAUGUUGGAGAACUAUAGCAAUUUGGUUUCACUGGGACUUUCUAUAUCUAAGCCGGCUGUGAUCUCUUCAUUAGAGCAAGGGAAGGAGCCCUGGAUGGUUGUGAGGGAAGUGACAGGAGGACGGUGCCCAGCAGCAUUAUACACAAGAGCCAAAGGGUGGAAGCAACCUAGGUGUCCAUCAACAGACUUGGUGUCCAGGUGUGAGGCCAAGAAGUUAUCUCCAAAAAGAGACAUUUAUGAGACAGAGACAUCCCGAUGGGCUAUCGUGGAACAAUUUAAAAGUCAUAAUCCUGAGAAGUCCAUUUUCAGAGAUAUUUGGGAAUGCAGUAGUCAGUUGGAGAUACAACAGGAACAGGAGGGCUAUUUCAGGCAAUUUGUUAUCAACCAUGAACACAUGCCUAUAUUUAACCAACAUACUUUACUCACUCAGGAAUUUUAUAAUAGAGAGAAAAAUGUUGAGUGUAAAGAAUGUAGAAAAAUCUUCAGUUACUAUUUAUUUUUUAGUCAUCACAAAAGAACUCAUUCUAAAGAAAAACUUUUUGAAUGUAAGGAAUGUGCAGAAACUGUUAAUACAUCAUAUCUUACUAAACAGAAAAUUCAAAAUAGUAGCAAGUGCAAUGAAUGGAAGGAAUGUUGGAGGGCUUUUAUUCAUUGUUCACAACUUAAACAACACCUGAGAAUCCAUAAUGGUGAAAAACGCUAUGAAUGUAAAGAAUGUGGAAAGGCCUUUAAUUACGGCUCAGAACUUAUUCUGCAUCAGAGAAUUCACACUGGUGAAAAACCCUAUGAAUGUAAGGAAUGUGGGAAGGCCUUUAGGCAGCGAUCACAGCUAACUCAACAUCAGAGACUUCAUACUGGUGAAAAACCUUAUGAAUGUAAGCAAUGUGGGAAGGCUUUUAUUCGUGGCUUUCAACUUACUGAACAUCUUCGACUCCAUACUGGUGAGAAACCCUAUGAAUGUAAAGAAUGUGGAAAGACAUUUAGGCAUCGCUCACACCUUACCAUACAUCAGAGAAUUCAUACUGGUGAGAAACCCUACAAGUGUAGAGAAUGUGGAAAGGCCUUUAGCUAUCACUCAAGCUUCUCUCACCAUCAGAAAAUUCAUUCUGGCAAAAAACCUUAUGAAUGUAAUGAAUGUGGGAAGGCCUUUUGUGAUGGCUUACAACUUACUCUACAUCGGAGGAUUCAUACUGGUGAGAAACCCUAUGAAUGCAAGGAAUGCGGGAAGACUUUUAGACAGUGCUCACACCUCAAAAGACAUCAGAGAAUUCAUACUGGUGAGAAACCUCAUGAAUGUAUGAUAUGUGGUAAGGCCUUUAGACUUCAUUCACACCUUAUUCAACAUCAGAGAAUACAUACUGGUGAGAAGCCCUAUGAAUGUAAGGAAUGUGGGAAGGCCUUUAGCUAUCAUUCAAGCUUCUCACACCAUCAGAAAAUUCAUUCUGGGAAGAAACGUUAUGAGUGUGGGAAGGCCUUUAAUCAUGGCUUGCAAUUUAAUCUACAUCAGGCACUUCAUACUGUUGAGAUGCCAGUAAGAUUUCCUCUCCUCUCUCCCCAUCCUACUCUAGCAUCAUGAUAAUAUUUUUAGAAAUACAGGUUUUCCUUUUUGUUUUCAAGGUAAAAGUUGGUAAAAUACUGAAUUUCAUUAAUACGGAUUUAUUUCAGUAAUCCUUGGGGGAAAAAAAAACUUCAAGCGGGAAAAUGGAAAAGUAAUUAACAGGUAAAAUUUUUUAAUUGCUCUGGUUCCAGUGCUGUUUCUGGGUUGUUAUAACACCCAGUAUUGGAGAUAAAUUUUAUAAAACCGUGUUUUUACUGAAACUAGUGAAAUGUGGCAGAAAUAAAAUGAAAACAAUUUCUUCCCCUUUCACAAAUCCCUGAGAUAGCCAAUAUGUGAGUGUUGCUCCAUCCUGCUCAAACAUACCUGCAAAUAUGAAGGGUUUAUUGCAUGUGUGUGGAAGGUUAUACCACUUACAGUGACAUAUUUCAUGGCAAUUUCUUUUUGCACAAAUAAUUGCAAACAUUUUCCCAGGUGAAUACAUAAAGAUCUAACUCAUUUUCUUUCAAGCCUCAGAAUAUUUCUAGUAUGGGAUAUAUAUCUGUAUUUUAAGCCAUUUCCUACUGUAGACAUUCAGUUGUUUCUGUUUUCAUCACAAAUGGUCAUACAAUAAACAUUCUUACAUUGUCAUUCUUUUAUUUCCAUUAUGGAGGGUAGAUUACCAGCCAUGAGAGUGUAUGUAUGUUUUGAUAUUACAUUGAUUUUUUAAUUUUAAAAAUUAGGCAAUAAAAGCACAUGCUACAAAAUUCAGAAGUUACCAAGCAAGUAAAGUAAAAAUUAAAGCUUCCUUAAUAUCUGGUUUUAUAGCCACCUGCUUUACUUACACAGGGUCAACCACAGCUGUCAAUUCUUUUGUAUUCUUCCAGGGAUUAACUUUUUAAAAAAAUUCUUCGGAUGAAAGUAGAUUAAUUAUAAUCUUUUUUUUUUUAAGAUUUUAUUUAUUUGACAGGCAGAGAGAGAGCACAAGCAGGGGGAGCAGCAGGCAGAGGGAGAGGGAGAAGCAGGCUCCCCACUGAGCAGGGAGCCUGAUGCGGGGCUCGAUCCCAGGACCCUGGGAUCAUGACCUGAGCUGAAGGCAGAUGCUUAAUCGACUGAGCCACCCAGGUGCCCCAGUCAUAAUCUUUUAUUCAUGAAAUUCUCAUCAUUGGUCCAAAUUUAGCCCUCUUUCAUUUAUUUUCAAUAUUAUCCAGGGAUUUAUAAACACUGUGCCAACUAUAAAGUUACUGCCUUUCUGCUCCUCAUCCUUCAUUGCCUGCUCUGCAAUAUUGGAACUCUCUCCUUUUGUUUAUAAUAUUAUUUAUUUGAGUCCUCUCUGUCUCUGUGUUUUUGGUUAAGUCAGACAAGCUAGAAGUUUUUCAACUUUGUCUUUUUUUUUUUUUUUAAGAUUUUAUUUAUUUAUUUGACAGAGACAGAGAUAGUGAGAGCAGGAACACAAGCAGCGGGAGUGGGAGAGGGAGAGCAGGCUUCCCGCUGAGCAGGGAGCCCUAUGCGGGGCUCGAUCCCAGGACCCUGGGAUCACGACCUGAGCCAGAGGUAGACGCUUAAUGACUGAGCCACCCAGGCGCCCUCAACUUUGUCUUUAAAAAGGACCAACUCUUGGGCACCUACCAACUCUACGUUUUUAUUGAUCUUUUCUAUUGUCUUUUUUUUUUUUUUAAAGAUUUUAUUUAUUUAUUUGAGACAGAGAGAAUGAGAGACAGAGAGCAUGAGAGGGAGGAGGGUCAGAGGGAGAAGCAGACUCCCUGCCGAGCAGGGAGCCCGAUGCGGGACUUGAUCCAGGGACUCCAGGAUCAUGACCUGAGCCGAAGGCAGUCGCUUAACCAACUGAGCCACCCAGGCGCCCUUUUCUAUUGUCUUUUAAGUCUCUUUCAUUUAUAGCUGCUCUUAGGUUUAUCAUUUCCUUCCUUAUGCAAACUUUGGGCUUAGUUCUUUUUUUCUAGUUCCUUGAGGUGUGAAGUUAGGUACUUAAGUUGUUUUUUUUUUUUUCCCUUAAGGUAGGCUUUUACCUCUGUAAACUCCCCUCUUAGAACUGCAUUUGUUUUAUCCCAUACGUUUAUAUCCAUUUUCAUUUUUCUUAAGAUACUCUUUGGUUUCUGUUUUGAUCCAUUGGUUGUUCAGGAGUGUGUACUCCUGAAAAUAUAUAAUUUUCACAUAUUUGUGAAUUUUCCAGUUUUCCUCCUGUUUGUAGUUUCAAACUAUUGUGGUCAAAAAAGUUACUUGAUAUGAUUUCAGUCUUAAACAUGGUAAGACUUGUCUUAUAGCCUAACAUAUGAUGUAUCCUGGAGAAUGUUGUGUGUGUUCUUGAGAAGAAUGUGUAUUCUGCUGCUGUUGAAUGGAAUGUUCUGUGUAUGUCCAUUAGUUCCAUUUGGUCUAAAGUGUUAUUCAAGUCCACUUUUUCCUUAUUGGUUUUCUGUCUGAAAGAGCUAUCCAUUGUUGAAAGUGGGAUAUUGAAGUUCUCCACUAUCCUUUUAUUGCUUUCUACUUCUCCCUUCAGAUCUGUCAGUAUUUGUUUUAUAUAUUUAAAUGCUCUAAUGUUGAAUGCAUAUAUAUUUAUAAUUGUUAUAUCCUCUUUUUGAAUUGACCACUUAUUAUAUAGCGACCUUUGUCUCCUGACAGAUUUUGACUAAAAGUCUAUUUUUAUUGAUUUAAGCAUAACUACCUCUGCUCUCUUUUGAUUAUCAUUUGCACAGGAUGUCUUUUUUUUUUUUUAAGAUUUUAUUUAUUUGAAAGAGAGAACAAGCAGUGGGGAGGGGCAGAUGGAGAGAGAGAAGCAGACUCCCUGCUGAGCAGGAAGCCCGAUGUGGGGCUCAAUCCCAGGACCACGAGAUCAUGACCUGAGCUGAAGGCAGACACUUAACUGACUGAACCACCCAGGCAUCCCAGAAUAUCUUUUUCUUUCUUUCUUUCUUUCUUUCUUUCUUUCUUUCUUUCUUUCUUUCUUUCUUUCUUUCUUUCUUUCUUUCUUUCUUUCUUUCUUUCUUUCUUUCUUUUUUUAAGGUUUUAUUUAUUUGACAGAGAGACACAGCGAGAGAAGGAACACAAGCAGGGGGAUUGGGAGAGGGAGAAGCAGGCUUCCCACGGAGCAGGGAGUCCGAUGCGGGGCUCGAUCCCAGGACCCUGAGAUCAUGACCUGAGCCGAAGGCAGAUGCCUAAUGACUGAGCCACCCAGGAGCCCCCAGAAUAUCUUUUUCUAUCCUUUCACUUUCAGCCUAUGUGUGUCCUAAAGCUAAAGUGAUUUUCUUUUCUUUCUUUCUUUUUUCUUUUUUUAAGUGAUUUUCUUGUAGACAGCGUACUUUGGGAUCUUUUUUAUUUUUCUUCUUUUUUUUUUUGUCCAGUCAGCUACUUGGUGGCCUUGAUUGAAGAAUUUAAUUCUUUACAGUUAAAGUAAUUAUUGAUAGGUAAGAUCUUAAUAUUGCCAUUUCAUUCAUUGUUUUCUUACUGUAUUGUAGUUCUUUUGUUCCUUUCUUCCUCUUUUGCUGUUUUCCUUUGUGAUUUGAUGAUUUUUUAUUUAUGUUUUUCAAAUUUUUAUUUUUUAUUUUUUUAAAGAUUUUAUUUGGAGCGCCUGCGUGGCUCAGUUGGUUAAGCAUCUGCUUUCCGUUCGGGUCAUGAUCUCAGGGUCCUGGGAUCGAGUCCCAUGUUGGGACUCUGCUCAGCGGAGAAUCUUCUUCCUCUCAAUCUCCCUCUGUAUCCCCUCCACCCCGGCUCUCUCUCAAAUAAAUAAAUGAGACCGAGAUAGCAAGAAAGAGUAAGAGCUGGGGGGAGAGUUUUUAUUUUAUUUUAUUUUAAGUAGGUUCCACCCACAAUGUGGGGAUUGAACUCAUGACCCCACGAUUAAGAGUCACAUGUCCCACCAAAAGAGCCAGCCAGGCGCCCCUGAGGAUUUUUUAAAAUAGAUUCCUUCUCUCUAUCUCAUGUAUCUACUAUAGGUUUUUUCUUUGUGGUUACUAUGAGGCUUAUAUAAAACAUCUUGUAACAGUCUAUUUUAAGCUAAUAACAACUUCAGUUGCAUAAAAAUGCCCUGCUUUUACCCUUGCCCUCCCCCAUUUUAUAUUAAUGAUGCAUUUUAUACCUUUUUAUAUUGCAUAUCAAGAAAUUAUUAUAGCUAGUUAUUUUUAAUAUUUUUUGUUUUUUAACUUUUAUAUUGAAAUGUGACUUAUGCACCACCUUUGCAAUAUUAAAGUAUUCUGAAAUUGACUAUUUAUCUUUACCAGUGAGUUUUAUACUUUCCUAAGAUUUCAUGUUGUUACUUAGUGUCCUUUCAUUUCAACUUGAAUUCCCUUUGGCAUUUCUUUUAACCCAGUUGUAGAGUGGUGAUGAGCUCCCAGUUUUUGUCUUCUUGGAAAUGUCUUAAUCUCAUCUGUGUAGCUUGCAAUAUCCAUCUUAAGUUAUCAAAAUCUACUUUACCUGUGUAUUAACUUAGUUCCAGUGAGAUACAGAAAUGUUACCCAUCGGUAGCUUUAUUUCCACAUCCUCUGUUUCAUGUUGUUAUUUUACAUAUUAUAUCUAUAUAUGUCAUGAACCCAAACUUUACAUAUUUUUGUGUCAACUAAAGGUGCUGAAUAAAUAAGAGGCAAAGUUUAUACUAUAGAGUUUGUUAUAUUAACCUUAUUUACCACUUUUUUUUUUUUAAAGAUUUUAUUUAUUUAUUUGAGACAGAGAGAAUGAGAGAGACAGAGAGCACAUGAGAGGGGGGAGGGUCAGAGGGAGAAGCAGGCCUCUUCGCUGAGCAGGGAGCCCGAUGUGGGACUCUAUCCAGGGACUCCAGGAUCAUGACCUGAGCCGAAGGCAGUCACUUAACCAACUGAGCCACCCAGGCGCCCUUAUUUACCACUUCUAUUUCUCUUUGUUUCUUGUGGAUUCAAGUUACUAUUUAGUGUCAUUUCUUCAUUCUAAUACAACUUUGCUCCACUCAUCUUUGUGCUGUUAUUAUUUAAUAUAGUAUAUUUCUAUAUGUUCUAGGCCUAACAAUACAGUUAUAUUGUAUACAAUUUUAUAAGUAUUGUAUAGUAUAAGCCCUAACAGUUUUCCUUCUUUAAUAAUGCAAGUGCCUGACUUAAACCAAGGCAUCCAUUUCAAAGAGGCAUCCACUUCAAAGAUGGCUAUUUCAAACACUUGCCAGCCACAUGACUAGAUAAAGAGCCAGGCCUCCUCUCUUCCAGGGCUUUUUUGUUUUAGAGAUCUUGGUUGAUUUCAACAACUGACCAUUUGGGCUGCUUGUUUUUUUUUCUCUUCCUUCACAUUAAAUUCCUACUCUUAUGUUCUAACUUCAUCAGUAAAUAGUAAGCCCACAAAACCCUAGGCCCCCCACAACCCCAAUAAAAGUAGAACCCUGGGCG
Molecule: messenger RNA, 7971 nt
Organism: Mirounga angustirostris (Northern elephant seal)
Lineage: Eukaryota; Metazoa; Chordata; Mammalia; Carnivora; Phocidae
Gene: ZNF461
Product: zinc finger protein 461
Exons: 7
Coding region: 980-2656 (558 amino acids)
Biological process (GO): negative regulation of transcription by RNA polymerase II
Molecular function (GO): DNA-binding transcription repressor activity, RNA polymerase II-specific
Source: RefSeq, a predicted model, not a curated record